Messenger RNA from Trichobilharzia szidati, 1421 nucleotides. NCBI's taxonomy places the organism in Eukaryota, Metazoa, Platyhelminthes, Trematoda, Strigeidida, Schistosomatidae. The record is from the annotation of a GenBank genome assembly.
UGUUUGUUUAAGUACUGUGAAAGACCGCUUCCUGGGCGCCAUUGCAUGUUCUAGGCUGUUGUCCAUUGUUUUCCGUUUUGAAGGAUGACUUACAUGACGCUAGUGCAACGCAUAGAGUUAGAGCGUGGGAAACGCGAACCAGGAGAAAUAACGGAGCUGAACUUGGACAACUCCAAAUCGGUGGACAUUGAGGGUCUGACGGAUGAAUAUUCAUCAUUAGAAGUUCUGAGUAUGAUGAAUGUUGGACUUCAAAAUUUGACAGGUUUGCCAUGUCUCACAAGUCUGAAAACUCUUGAGCUUUCCAAUAAUUUGAUAUCCGGUGGUCUUGAUGCUCUUCUCAAGUGUCCUAAUAUUGAACAGCUAAAUUUAAACAGUAAUAAGAUCGAGUCAAUGGAGGCGCUGGUGCCACUAGCUAAAUUGUCCGAACUGCGAAGCUUGGAUCUUGGUAAUUGCCCUGUCACGACAACUGAGAAUUAUCGCAAAAAAACAUUUGCGAUGAUCCCAUCUCUAAAGUAUCUGGAUGGUCUAGAUGAAAAUAAUGAAGAAGAGGUAUUUGCUGGUGAAUUCGUGAAUGGUGGUUCUGACGAAGAUGGUGUCGAUGAGGCUGAUGAGGAGGAUGACGAAGGAUCGGAUGAAGACGAUGAGGGUGAAGACGACGAAAUUGGAAUUGAAGCCCUUCAACAAAGUGGCGAGUUGGAAGACGACGAAGAGGAUUAUGCUCCAGGUGAGGAUGAAGAGGAUGAGUAUGACGACGUCGAUGAAGAGGAUGAGGAAGAUGUUGAAGAAGAUAAUGGAGCAAAUCUUUCUGCCGCCAACGUGUCAGGCCCCCGACGUCCGGGUUGCAAACGGCGCCAUGAAGAUGACCAGGAGGCCGAAAAUGGCAAUAAUGGUGAGCAUUGUGGAACUAAGCACAAGCAUACUGAAGAGUCUGCCGAAACUCAUGUCGAGAAUGGAUCUACUGUUGACCAGUGAUUAUGAAACCAGUAUAAGAAAAAUUUCAUCGUUUUUGUUAUUAUUAUUUAGGUCAAAUUUCCUAUUGUAUAUGUUAAGUUGUUUCAUGUUCAUCUUUAUAUGUUUAGUUACCAAAUUCACCAACCAAAAAUUAACUAUAUAUUUGUACAGUACAUUUGCUGCCAUACACGCCUAAAAGCGACGAUGUUAACAGCACCAUAAUACAGUGUUAACUGAUGCAUUUACUCAUAUUUGUAAUACUUUUUACAUUAAGAAAAAUUUAAACUCAUCACUUCUUAAGAAAAUUUACUCACACCCACUCGUAUUUGCUGCAUUUUAUUAAAUAACAUGUUUCAAUCUUUAUAUUGAUAAAAGUUCCUUAUUAUUCAAAAUUGUGUUAGUUUUUUUAUCUUGAAUAGGACAUUCGUCGCGUUGUGUGGAAUUGUUGUAGUUGAUAGUUGAGCUUUCAG